Pundamilia nyererei is the source of this 3028-nucleotide messenger RNA. RefSeq names its product sp3a transcription factor (gene sp3a). The transcript has 6 exons. Gene Ontology annotation, biological process: regulation of transcription by RNA polymerase II. The record is from RefSeq and is a predicted model, not a curated record. Gene Ontology annotation, molecular function: DNA-binding transcription factor activity, RNA polymerase II-specific; RNA polymerase II cis-regulatory region sequence-specific DNA binding. NCBI's taxonomy places the organism in Eukaryota, Metazoa, Chordata, Actinopteri, Cichliformes, Cichlidae. The coding region runs from base 170 to 2185 and encodes 671 amino acids.
GUCAACAGCGGAGGCCCCACCCUUUGUGUUACCUACCGCCCGUCAAUCAAAAUAGAAAAAAAUCAGACACUUAUCACUAAUUUCCACGCGUAUACAAUCAGUGUAAUCUGUUGAUCAUGUCCGGUGGCUUGUGACUAUCAAGACUCUCCGUUUUAGGACAAGUCACGCAAUGACUGCCCCAGAACACCCAAUGAAAGCGGAUGAUAUGGCUGCCUUAGACGUGGACAGCAGUAAGAGCGACUUUUUGCAGCAGGAGGAAGGCAGGGGCAAUCAGAUCUCACAUCCAUCUACGCAGCUUACUGGGACAGAGAAAUGGGAGGUGUUAACCCCCACAACAGCAGCAAAAGAUGAGUCUGGAAUAGUACAGAUCCAAAGUCAAGGGAUAUUAACGUCAAAUGGGCAGUAUGUUCUUCCUAUCCAGAACUUACAGGGUCAGCCAAUCUUUGUUACGUCAGGAACGGACGACUCCUCUGCCAAUUCAGUGCCUAACAUUCAGUACCAAGUAAUUCCUCAGAUUCAAACAGCAGAUGGACAGCUGAGCUUCUCCACGGCCAGUGUGGAAGGACCAACCCUGACUCAGGAUGCUACGGGACACAUUCAGAUCUUGCCUGAUGGUAGCCAGAGUCUCAGUGUGACAUCAACUGCAAACAUCCUUAACAACAACCAGAACCUCAUUUCACAGACUGCUAACAUCCAGCAGAUCCAGGGGGUUUCUAUUGGCAGCUCCACCUUCAACAACCAGGGCCAGGUUGUUACUAAUGUGCCUGUGGGUUUGCCCGGGAACAUUACCUUUGUUCCUGUUAACAGCGUAGACUUGGACUCCCUUGGCUUGUCUGGUGCUCAAACUAUAGCAACAGGGGUCACUGCUGAUGGCCAGCUAAUUAUGGCAAGUCAGCCUGUGGAUGGCUCUGAGAGUCUGGCUAAGACAGAUGACCACCUCUCACAGACACUACCAGUAAAUGACUCGAAUGCAAAUCCUGAGAUAUUUGUGCCAACGUCUUCCUCUCUACACGUUACAGCAAGCGAAGCAGGUCUGCUAACCCAGAACACUUCAUUACCAUUAGUGGCUACGGAGCAAGCCAACUCAAGUUCUGGUCUCCAAGAAGGCUUCGUCCAGCAAAAUCAGGAGCUAAAUGUCCAUGCGUCAUCAGCUCAGCCAAUCAUCCAGCUGCAGCAGGUUCCUGUUCAGACCACCAACGGACAGGUGGUGCAGUCAGUGGCGGCAGGUGGGCAGAGUCUGCAAAAUGUGCAACUGAUCAACCCGGGAACCUUCAUCAUCCAAGCUCAGACAGUUACGCCAUCAGGUCAGAUACAGUGGCAGACCUUUCAAGUGCAAGGAGUGCAGAACCUCCAGAAUCUCCAGCUGCCCACCACACCGCCCCAGCAGAUAACUCUUGCUCCAGUCCAGACCCUGUCCCUGGGUAACAUCAGCACAGGACAGAUCCCCAACCUGCAGACAGUCACAGUCAAUUCAGUGGCCCAGCAGGAAGGAGACACUGAUCACCCUGCAGAUAUUCAGAUCAAGGAAGAGCCAGACUCUGGAGAAUGGCAGCUUAGCACUGAUUCUACCCUGAACACGAGCGAUCUGUCCCACCUCCGAGUCAGACUGGUGGAUGAGGAGGAUCAGCUUGGCCAAGAGGGCAAGAGGCUGCGCAGAGUGGCAUGUACCUGCCCUAAUUGCAGAGAGUCGGGUGGCAGAGGAUCUAGCAUGGGGAAAAAGAAGCAGCACAUCUGCCACAUCGCGGGCUGUGGGAAAGUAUACGGAAAGACAUCGCACCUGCGAGCACACCUGCGCUGGCAUUCAGGGGAGCGACCUUUUGUUUGCAGCUGGAUGUUCUGUGGGAAGAGGUUCACACGCAGCGAUGAGCUGCAGAGGCACAGGAGAACACACACAGGAGAGAAGAAGUUUGUCUGCCCAGAAUGUUCCAAGCGCUUCAUGCGGAGCGACCACCUGGCGAAGCACAUUAAAACUCAUCAGAACAAAAAAGGCGUGAACUCUGGCAGCGCCGUGGUGGCCUCGAUGGAAUCCGCAGGGUCCUCAGACAGUAUCAUCACCACGGCAGGCGCCACCCUCAUCCUCACCAACAUCCAGCAGGGCUCCAGCAACGCCCAGGACAUCCUAGCCAACGCAGAGAUCCCACUCCAGCUCGUCACCACAGUAGCGGCCAGCGAAGUCAUGGAGUGAUUUACACUCCGCUUAUGAACUUCUGCGACCUCCCUCAUACUGUAUACUCCUACCUGCAUUUUUAUUCACGUUUUGAAGGAAAAAACUAAAAUUAUAAAUAUAUAAAUAUAUAUAUUUUAACACAGAAAUAGUCAGUCCGUGUCCAUCCUCAGCGCAUACUGAGAGAAAACAAGCAAAGGUGGAAAAAGACAUUGCAGUAAACACACAAGGAAAUGCCUUAUUUUGUACAAUACUGUGUAGUUGAAAAAUGUAGGAUUCCACUUUCUUUUAAAAUUUACUUAUUUGUUAAUAAUGUGAUUUUCAUGAAAAUGAUUGGUAAGUUGAGCAGUUUCUUUUCUCCUCACCUUUUGUUGAUGGUGUAUUUUGAUGAUGUCCUUCAUAAUAGGCAACCCCCCCCCCCCAAUAUUCCUGUGUGCAAAGACUAAAUCUCACAGCAGAGCUAAUUUUAUCCAGCUGAAACAAAGUUAUUGUUUAUGCCCAUGCAAAUUUUACAUUUUUUAAAUUAUUAUUGUUAUUAUUAUGCAUUCUUGUUUCCUUCCAGUCUGCUUGCAAAGCCCUCCUUCCUCGCUUUUUAAUGAGUUUCCUCAAGCCUGCUACAUUUUGCAGGUGAAAAUGGAAAAACAAUCAAAUUUUUUUGUAUUUUAAUUCCUCUUAACAUUUACUCUUGAUAUGAUACACAUUAUUUGCAUAUGAAAUAUUUUGACUGAAGAGCCAUUUAUAUUGGGCUUUACAUAAACAACGCGUUUGCGCCAUUGAAGGUUCAGAACAUUUCAAAUGGCUCCAUUAUAUGUAAUUCAUGUGUUUUUUGGGGGGGUUUGUAGAAAAAAGAAAAAAAAUCCUUUU